Messenger RNA from Vitis vinifera (wine grape), 1483 nucleotides. RefSeq names its product AT-hook motif nuclear-localized protein 7. Gene Ontology annotation, molecular function: minor groove of adenine-thymine-rich DNA binding. NCBI's taxonomy places the organism in Eukaryota, Viridiplantae, Streptophyta, Magnoliopsida, Vitales, Vitaceae. The record is from RefSeq and is a predicted model, not a curated record. The transcript is spliced from 5 exons. Bases 162 to 1247 code for a protein of 361 amino acids.
AAGGUCUCUUUAUAAAUUCUCAACAAAGUUAAAAAGAAACAGCUUCUACUUCUGGCGCCAUUUGCACUGCAGCUCUGUGUUCAAAACUUCUUCUUCGUUUUUCUUCGUCUUCUGCAUCUCCACUCUUCGGGUCAUCUGUCUUUCUGAAAAGCCGUUAGGGGAUGGAAGAGAAGGAGAGUACGGUUUCUGGGUCACCCGGGAACUCGGAGGCUGAGUCGCCUCCUGUGAGCGGGGUGGUGCCACAAGUGAUGAAUAUGGCUAUAAACAUGAGCAUGGAGAGAAGUUUGGGAGGUGGUGACGAUGGCGGAGGCGUUGGUGGCAACGUAGGUGGUCGUAUUAGUGGUGGUGGUGGCGGCGGCAGUGGAAGUUUUGAUUUAUUGGGGAGGAAAAAGAGAGGGAGGCCGAGAAAGUAUGAUGCGGAUGGGAACUUGAGAUUAUCGUAUGCAGUUUCACCACCACCUGGAUUUACUUUGUCAUCUCCUUCUUCUGACUUUUCUUCGAAGAGGGGCCGAGGCCGGCCUCCUGGGUCCGGCAACUGGCAGCUUCUGGCUUCUUUAGGUGAACUGUUUGCCAACACAGCAGGAGGGGACUUUACGCCGCAUGUGGUGACUGUAAAUACAGGAGAGGAUGUUGCAUCAAAGAUCCUCUCCUUUUCUCAAAAGGGUCCUAGAGGAAUAUGUGUUCUCUCCGCCAAUGGAGCUGUUUCGAAUGUUACUAUUCGCCAGCCCGGUUCUUCUGGCGGUAUCUUGACAUAUGAGGGCCGGUUUGAGAUAUUAUCUUUGUCUGGGUCAUUCACGGUCUCUGAUUCUGGUGGUGCAAGAAGCAGGACAGGUGGAUUAAGUGUCUCAUUGGCUGGUCCUGAUGGUCGCGUGAUAGGUGGUGGAAUUGCUGGCAUAUUGACUGCUGCUGGUCCAAUCCAGAUUGUUGUCGGCAGCUUCAUGCCCAAUGGUUACAAGACACACAAAAGGAAGCACCAUCGUGAACCUACGACUACCUCCAUUAUCCCACCUGCCCCAGAUACAGUUACAGCUGCAAGACCAAUCUCACAAGCAGCACCUGAAGUUGGCCCCUGUCUGAACUCAACAUCCCCAUCACAUGGACAAAGCCAUGGAGAAGCAGAUGACAGUGUGAACAAUAAACAGAUUUCAAAUGUAAUAUCUUUGCAGAGCGCUGCUUGGAAUGGGUCUGAGCACAAAUCUGAACAGAGACCCUCUCCUGACAUCAAUUUGACGGUGCCCAGUGAAUAGGUAAUUUGCAUUUUCCGUUUUUUAUUUCAAAUCUAAUGCUUGUAACUUGAAAGGUUAUUUUGGUUUUUAGGUCAACUUUAGAGACCGAGUCUGAUGGCACAAUUGAAUGAGGCUAAUUUAACUUGCAUUGUUGUUCUUGUAACAAUUAUAAUUUUGUAAUAUUUCUGCCUGAGAUUGUUAAAGAUUAUUAACAAUUGUAGCCUUAAAAAAAAAAUUUAGUUGUGUUUGUGUUUCCA